CGCCGUAAGGAGUUAAGAGAACACCAUGAUCGACUCUUUUGGAGGGGAGGCUUGGAAACCCUGCCCUUUCGAUGGAGAGGGGGAUAUCCCGCCACCAGGAUUCCUCACCUACAAAGGGCUGGUUAGGGCUCUGUGGGCUUGAGAGAAAGGCUGUAGUUUCUUCCUCCCCCCCCCUUUCAAUUGCCUAGUGCUGUGCUGGGUAUCUAUUCUGAUUAAAGACGCUGGCCGUCUAGAUAGUAUAUUUACCAUAUCAUUUUUUUUUCCCCCGUUUUUUUUCAUUAGGUGGAAUUGUUGGACAUCCAUCAUAGGACAAGGUCUGUCUGCAACUGAUUUUGACGGAUCCAUAUCAGCGUGAGUAUUAGUUUACCUUUUGAUGCGGAUAUUAUUGUAUAAUGUUGAAUGUUCGAAGAACCGAAAAAGAAGGCUACACAAUGCGUCCGACAUGGCAGGCAGGCACUUUCCUGCUUUGGUUUCACGCGCACCAUACGUUAGCCGUCUCGCUAUCCCAAUUCCAGGCCAUUGCAGGCUUUCCUCCACUCUGCACAAGCACCUGGAACUCCGAGAUUCCAGGCUGCGCGGCCGAAGACUUUGACCAAGGCCGCCGACCCUGUUCCGCAGCAUGCAUCGAGGGACUUCAAUCCACAGCGACGACGCUCAACCAGACCUGUGCAGGCAGCGAGGUGGGGGAAGACACGCUGAUCGGGCUCUUCUUCCGGGGACUUGGAGUCUCAACAGUGUGCCCUGGCAACGCGGUGGCUUCGCCAAAGGCUCUCGCCGGUACCCAAACAGAAGGUCGUCUGUCGAGGAUGCCGACACCGCCAUCACCAUCACCACCACCACCACCACCACCCACCACGAUAAUUACCACGACUACCUCCUCCUCUUUCCCCUCGGAGCCUACAGAGUCAUCAUUGACUCCUUCGACAUCGAUGGCAUCCACGCUUUAUGAGUACAGACCACCAGCGACAACACAAGCGGUUUCACCGACAGACACUUGCCUCUCGGAUUCGACCGUGACGAGUACCACGAUGCACGCGACAAAUACGGGAAAACCGUCAACUUCAAUACUUCAACCCAUGUCCGACCUAACCGCAACCAGCACGACCCACUCGGCGCCUGGAUCAGACGAAACGCAAGGCUUCGGUGGCAGCGGCAACGCAUUCGACAUCCUGGCUGGGGGAGGCGCAACGCGAGACGGAGGGAAGGGCAGGGGGUGGGUGGGUGCGGGGAUGGCAGUGGCUGCGAUCUGGGUUGCAGGGAUGUUUUAGCUGUAGAAAAAGGACUUGUUUAUGUAUGUAGCAGCAUCUAUUUUGUACUCCUUAGUUAGCUAUUCUUGUACUACUACCGCCUAAUCCGGGUGGAAUUCGAAUGAGCAGAUCGAUGAGUCACA
Penicilliopsis zonata CBS 506.65 is the source of this 1390-nucleotide messenger RNA. RefSeq lists its product as hypothetical. Lineage: Eukaryota; Fungi; Ascomycota; Eurotiomycetes; Eurotiales; Aspergillaceae. The coding region runs from base 432 to 1268 and encodes 278 amino acids. The record is from RefSeq and is a predicted model, not a curated record. The transcript has a single exon.